CAAGGGGGCGUGUCCAUGUGCAGGUGGGUGAAACGGGCAGGUGCCAUACCUCCUUACCAAAGACGUGGUAAUGGCUUCUGUCUUUUGUGAAAAUUGCUCCCGGCUGCUCAAAAACAUUACUGCACAGUUGAGGAGAGUUUGCAGAGAGCUUGAGAGAAAAAUAAGAGACGUUUUUAGAGAAGUUUGUCAGUGCAGCUGCUUCAGGACUACACCUGAGAGGAGUUCCCUGAGGAGAACGACUCAAGAGUUGGCCUCUUUACACCUGCUGCGUGAUGCUGAAACGCAGCUACUUAACCAGGAAAGUCUGCAAGCACUGAACAGACUUGCAACCUCAGAACACACUGAUCUACAAAUGACUGCAGCCAUGUAUUAUUUACAUCUCAGUCACUGCUUAAAAUCUCCCUUACCAGAUGCCUUCUUGGAGCCAAUCAUAGUCUUACUUUUAUCAAAUGACCUGGAUGUGCAAAAGACUGUCUCUCUCUGCUUGGUCAAUCUGUUAGUAAAAAAUAAUGUGUGCAAAGAGUUGGUGAUUGAAAUGGGGAUGCUGGUGCCCUUGCUGGAGUUUUUCCAGUCUGGUGAUGCCACCGCUCAAUGUCACUCCUGUGCCUGCAUCACCAUGCUGGCCUCCUCAGAAUCAAACAGAGAAGCUUUAGUGGUAGAGGGAGUCGUACCACUGCUGGCUUUAGCAAAAUCCUACGACCCGCAGGUGCAACAGAACGCAACUUGGGCUCUGUUACAUCUAUCGCAGUCAGAUUACUCAGCAAGGAUCUUAUGCCAAGCAGGAGCCGUUCCUGUGCUGGUGCUUCUGCUGCAGUCCUCAAAUUCGGAGGUUCAGUUUUACAGCUGCAGCGCUCUGUGCAACAUCGUUGCUGUCCAGGAGCUCCACCAAAGGCUGCUCAGCACUGGGGGUCAUUUUUUGUUAAAAUCUCUUGUGACUCUCUUGUCUUCCUCUGUGCAAAAGAAUUCAGGCCAAGCAUGCAGAUGCCUACAGACUCUCUCAAAGAAUGUUCUGAUCCAGGAGCAGCUGAUGGAGCUUGACUGUGUGUUACCCCUGAAGGCUCUGCUGAAAACCUCUGCUCCUGAGUCAGCCAUAACGCUACUGUCUGCACUGUCUGCACACCCGCCCAACAAUGAUGUCCUGGUGAGUGAGGGACUGCUGGAUGAAAUCGGUCAGCUGCUUCAUCGUCACAGAUCCAACUCUGUUGUAAUCACACACAGCUGCAAGAUAAUCGCUGACCUUUGUAGCUCCUGUAUGGGUCAGCAGGCUGUCGUGGAAAGUCUGUGUUUGUCAGGACUCCUCUGGGCCCUGCUGUCACCCACACUAUCAGAUGAGACCUUGCUGAAUGUGACGUCUCAGUUACAGCGCCUGAUGACCUCGGAUGCAUUUAAGUCUAACGCGUCGCUGAGAAUGACAUCUGAACAAGUCACAAGACUCGUGAAGUUGUCGGGACAAAUGCAAAAUCUUCAGCUGUCAUACAACAGUGCGGCUAUCAUCAGUAAAGUAGAAAUGACAGGGGAGAUGAUCCAGCUGCUGAGACCUCACUACAUCAACAUGUUGGACUACCUGUUAGCGUUCCUCCGAGAGAAAGACGUUAAGUUCCAGCAGCUUGGCAUAGUUACAAUAUUCAACCUCAAGAAAGAUGGAGACUUCUCAUCUCUGCUGGCUCAGAGCGAGUUGGAGGUUCAGCUCAGGAAGGUUCAUGUGCAGACAGAGGAAACCAGGCGGCUCCUGCAAAUGAUUCAGCCCGUCUUUCCAUCCUGUGAUGACCCUUGACUUUUGUCAGUGUGAGCUGUACGAGGCCUUCACAUUCAUGCACUGAAUGGACAAGCUGCAUUUUUAUAUCGAGUGUUUAUUUUACACCAGUGUUUUUAGUUUACAGUCAACAAAUUAAGUGAAAAACAAGGCAGAGGAGUGGCAUUGUAUCAACUUUAAUUAAAUAUGGCAUAAAUUUCAAUUUUUAAACAGUUUACCAAGUGACAGAUAUAAGCAGUACUUCUACUAUAAGAUCAAAUACUGAUGAUCAGAUACAUUUGUUUUUAUAUGCUUUUAUUAUAAUAAACUCACCUAACCCCUAGGUCUCAAA
Scatophagus argus is the source of this 2084-nucleotide messenger RNA. RefSeq names its product vacuolar protein 8-like. Bases 71 to 1774 code for a protein of 567 amino acids. The record is from RefSeq and is a predicted model, not a curated record. Gene Ontology annotation, molecular function: protein binding; protein-membrane adaptor activity. NCBI's taxonomy places the organism in Eukaryota, Metazoa, Chordata, Actinopteri, Scatophagidae. The transcript is spliced from 13 exons. Gene Ontology annotation, biological process: nucleus-vacuole junction assembly.